Messenger RNA from Anarrhichthys ocellatus (wolf-eel), 3790 nucleotides. RefSeq names its product ectonucleotide pyrophosphatase/phosphodiesterase 4 (gene enpp4). Lineage: Eukaryota; Metazoa; Chordata; Actinopteri; Perciformes; Anarhichadidae. The coding region runs from base 170 to 1552 and encodes 460 amino acids. The record is from RefSeq and is a predicted model, not a curated record. The transcript has 8 exons.
CAAUCUUACCUAGCUAGACAACGUCCCCGCGUUUCGUUUGUUUUGAGGAAGUCAAGUGACGAUGUUGCUGCGAAAGUAGACUGAAGGAGAAAGUUAACAACAUUAUACAGUUAACAGUAUUCAACGAAACUGUCUGGAAGACAACUGGCUGUCAGCCCCCUUUUACAGGAUGUUACUGAAAGUGCUGCUGGGCCUCCUGUGUGGCGUCGGGGCCUCGGGCGCGGGAAACAGCACGGCUCGGCAGGGCCCUCCGCCGCUGCUGCUGGUGUCAUUCGACGGCUUCCGCGCCGACUACCUGCGGCGGUUCCCCAUGCCCAACCUGAAGCUCCUGUACAGUCAGGGGGUCCUGGUGGAGCAGCUCACCAACGUCUUCAUCACCAAGACGUUUCCCAACCACUACAGCCUGGUGACGGGGCUGUACGCCGAGUCCCACGGCAUCCUGGCCAACAACAUGUACGACCCUGUCAUCCACAAGCACUUCCACGCCGGCGUCAACGACACCGACCCGGUGUGGUGGAGCAAGGCGCGGCCCAUCUGGAUCACGGCGCUGGACUCCGGCUACAAGACGGCGGCCGCGAUGUGGCCCGGCUCCGACGUGGCCUUCGGCAACCGCACGGCGUCGCACUUCCAGUCCUACGACCGCCACGUGACGUUCCGACAGCGGCUGGGGAACGUGACGCAGUGGAUGCUGGGAGAUGGAAAGGAGGAAGGAGCUAUAUUCGCAGCGCUUUACUGGGAGGAGCCGGACCAGUCGGGUCACAUAUUCGGCCCGGACAACGACACUGCCAUGAGCCAAGUGCUGAAGGAGGUUGACGACAACAUCGGCCUACUGAUCUCGGAGCUGCGCCGCACCGGCCUCUGGGGUCGCGUCAACGUCCUGGUGACCAGCGACCACGGCAUGGCCCAGUGCUCGGCCGAGCGCCUCAUACGGCUGGACAACUGCCUCCACCCCGACAGCUACACGCUGGUGGACCUCUCGCCGGUCACGGCCCUCAUCCCGCACCAAGACCCGGAGGCCAUCUGCACCUUGCUGAAUAUGUGCCACCCCCACAUGAGGGCGUAUUUGAAGUCGGCCAUCCCCGACAGGCUGCACUACCGGAACAACGAGCGCAUCCAGCCGAUCAUAGCGAUCGCCGACGAGGGCUGGACCAUAGUGCAGCGAGGGAACGAGCUGCCGCACUUGGGCAACCACGGCUACGACAACUCCCUACCCAGCAUGCACCCCUUCAUGGCGGCGGCGGGGCCCAGCUUCCGCGAGGGCUAUCGGAUCAGCGGCCUGCAGAGCGUGGACAUCUACCCGCUCAUGUGCCACCUGCUGUCGGUGCCCCCGCAGCCCAACAACGGCAGCCUGAACCAGGCCCGGUGCCUGCUGGCCACCGAGACCUGCUGGGAGGUCCCUCUGGUGGUUGGCAUGGUGGUGGCCGUCCUGCUGGUGCUCACCGCGAUCACUGUUCUGUUCAGGUUCCUGAGGUACCGCCGCCCGUCAGGCUCCCGGCCCUUCCAGAGGCUGCAGGUUGAUGACGACGACGACGACGAGCCCCUGUUGGAGUAAACCGAUCCCAUCCGGGCUCUCCAGAGGUACUUCACAUGAUGCGCUUUACUCACCGAGGCCCCCGGCUGUCACUCAGUGUGUGUGUUGUUCAUGUGGCCAUAAACAGUAGAAAGGUUGUUUUAAAUACGUUCAGGCCCACUGACACCCGCUGGGCAGUCGUUCACUGCUGUGAACACUGUUCAUAACUUCAUAAGACUUGAAACCAGCUCUGAGGAAAUAUUGAAACCUUUUUUUGGUGGUAGGUUGAACAUUGAGAUUAAUCAUUUUAUUCUGGGAGAAAAAGAGGACUUUUGUUUAAGAUUAAGAGAUUUAUUAUUUAUUCUUCUGCGGUAAUUGUUUAUAGAAAUCUUUAUUUUGUAUGUGUGGAUUUCACUUUUCUUUUGUACUUGUGUUGUUACUUUUGGUCAGCAGAGGGAGCCAGUAGACUGAGAUUUAUAUUGCGUCUCACUGAGAUCCUGUUUGUCUUGAAGCGUGAAAGAUUGUUCGCUGGAAAUCUUGUGAUGGUGUUUCUGCGUGUGCUGUUACUGUUUUGGUUUAUUUGUUUAUUUAUUUGUUACACUGAUAACCUGAGUCUCAAGUGAUCCAAAAAAAAAAAACUUGGAUUCUCCUUUUAUCCAUCCUUAACUAAAAUUUCACAUCUGACUUGAUGUAUUUUUACUAAUGAAUUAUAGUGUGAGAGGUAACAACAAACGGUGAAGUGGAAGGGUGUUUUGAAGAGAGUGUUUUCUAUGCAAAUUCUUCAGUAAGUGUCUGUUUCAGGUAUCUAUUCUGUACUUAAGCAUGUAUUCUAGUGAUACCAAAGACCGUUGUUAAGAUGCACAAUAGACGCUCCAAGUAGAUGUGCAACAUAGGUUUUUUUACAGAGGGAUUUGCUUCAUAAAAUUUAAAGCAGUUCAAUGAAUUUUAUUCGCAUCAUGCGGGGCGGUAACUUACUGGAUCAGCUGGAUGUUAGUAGCACAAGAUGAAACUCAAGGAAUAAUAAAUAUUUCAGAGCACCUUCUUCUUCUUAAUCUUGCUGAUGCUUACUGAUGCCUCUUUUCUCACUAUCAUCAAAUCCCACGCACGAAAAGACCAAAACAAACGAUGAAUGUUUCCGCUAACGAGUACGGUGUGUGUAUCGAAGCCAUAUAAAUCCUUUUGCGCUGUGCCGUAGAGCUCCAUUGUUAUUAAAAACACAUCACUGAGCCGCACUGUUCCUCAAUUUGUUUUGACUCAAUCCCACACAAACCGUCCUGCUGCCCCAAAUACUCACGAGAGCAAAUGUGUAUUCAUCCACGGCUAAAAGUAGACCCUAACAAAUGCACUAUUUUCUCCUUUUUUGAGGAAUGUUUGCUCAAAACUACAGUGCCCAGCUGAUUCAGGAGAUUAUUAGUGAGUUUAUCAUGAGUGCCGCCAACAGGACAGGGAUGAGAUUUUCAUGGGAUUUAUUAAAAAUAACUCAACUUUAGAAUAUCUCCAGCCUCAUCUUUUAAUGCAGCUGCUCGCAUGCUUCCGGCCACGUAUUUAGUGAUAUGUAUAUAGUGUCCAUGCAUCUAUUCAUGUGUGUAAGUAUGCGUUUUUGCUGCUGAAGUGAAGAGGAACAAUUUCAUGUCUAAACUUUUGAUAUUUAUGGGUGUUUGUGGUCUUUUAAUGCUACAUGUAAGUUGAGUCUUUGCACUCUAUGCUGUGUUCCAUCCAUAAAGUUACUCUUUUUAGUUUUCUUGUCAUAAAAGCUGGUAAAACUUCGGCACAAUCCUGCCUGGCCUGUAUAGAGAUUCCUGUGAAAUGACAAUUUUUGAAAACAAAUAAAGUUAAUUGAAAAUGUGAAGUUUCUUUUUUUUACAAUAAGUGUCCCUACAUGGAAAGAAAAAGCGACACACAUUUGGAAAAAUUCAUUUAUAUUCCUUUAUAUAUAUUUUUUUUCUCCAUCGCAGUCACAACAUUACAAUGUAAUAAAAUGGUAAAUAUAUAAAAUCAAACUCAAUACUGACGCAUAUACAUUUCUGUAUCGUGUUCAAAACCAAAAUGAACUGCACAUGUUUUCAUUUAUAUAACUGUUUCACAUCAUUUAAAAUCUGUCAUAAUUUCUAUGUAGUCAUCUGUAUAAUUGUAAAUCUUUGUCUCUUCACAAAUAAAUAGACUUUAUUUUCAGGAGGUAUUGUAACAAAAAUAACACAUUUCCCAGCGCUGGCCACGUAGAGCCAUUGAAAAUAUCAUUCAACUCUUCCCCAGAAUGCUUUAACGGUUAUCGUAGACACG